CUCUCCAAUCCAAACCCAGCAAAUCCCAACCCCACCAACACCCAAUUUGUCUACUAUAAAAUCCCAUGCCUCCUCUUUCCCUUCUCUUCAUCCCACCACUAAAUAGAGCAAAAGAGAGUCAAGUUUCUUAAGCAAAAGCCAAAACACAACAUUAGCAACAGCAUCAAGCAAAGGGGAAAAAGGAAACAAGAAGCACCCAUGGCCAACUCUUCUUCUUCUCUUCUCCUUAUCAUAUUCCCCUUCAUCUUUUCUCUUCUCAUUGUCCCCUCGCUCGCCGCCGAUCCCGAUAUGCUCCAGGAUAUCUGCGUCGCCGAUCUCAAAUCUACUGUAAAGGUGAACGGAUUUGUGUGCAAGGACAACGUGACGGAGGACGACUUCUUCUUCAAGGGGCUGGCCGCCCCGGGUGCCACCAACAACACCGAGGGUUCAGUGGUCACCGCAGCUAAUGUGGAGAAGAUCCCAGGUCUCAACACCUUGGGAGUCUCCCUAUCCCGCAUCGACUACGCUCCCGGUGGGUUGAACCCUCCUCACACCCACCCGCGUGCCACCGAGAUGGUGUUCGUCCUGGAUGGCACCCUCGACGUGGGCUUCAUCACCACCGCCAACAAGCUCAUCGCCAAGACCAUCACUAAAGGCGAGAUUUUUGUGUUCCCACGCGGCCUCGUCCACUUCCAGAAGAACAAUGGCGACGUGCCUGCCGCGGUCAUCUCUGCCUUCAACAGCCAGUUGCCCGGCACGCAGUCCAUCGCCAUCACCCUCUUCACUUCCACGCCGCCGGUGCCCGACAACGUGCUCACAAAGGCCUUCCAGGUCGGCACCAAGGAGGUGGAGAAGAUCAAGUCCCGCCUCGCCCCAAAGGAAAGCUGAUUUUAUCACUGCAUAGACUUUAUUUUUUUCAUUUAUCUUUAUUCUAUUUACAUGUAUUGCUUCGUCUUGUAUGUUGGUCCAUGGCCAAAGAGAAGAGGGGCAUGAAAUAUUACUUUCUUGUAAUAAUAAUGAUUAUCUUCAUUCGAUCAUUCCAUCAUAAUAGUAAUGAUAAUGAUUUUUUCUUUUCUGCC
Molecule: messenger RNA, 1058 nt
Organism: Ananas comosus (pineapple)
Lineage: Eukaryota; Viridiplantae; Streptophyta; Magnoliopsida; Poales; Bromeliaceae
Product: germin-like protein 5-1
Exons: 2
Coding region: 199-867 (222 amino acids)
Biological process (GO): plasmodesmata-mediated intercellular transport; regulation of root development
Cellular component (GO): plasmodesma; cell wall
Molecular function (GO): manganese ion binding
Source: RefSeq, a predicted model, not a curated record